Molecule: messenger RNA, 3333 nt
Organism: Erigeron canadensis
Lineage: Eukaryota; Viridiplantae; Streptophyta; Magnoliopsida; Asterales; Asteraceae
Product: SNF2 domain-containing protein CLASSY 3-like
Exons: 5
Coding region: 1-3333 (1110 amino acids)
Biological process (GO): gene silencing by siRNA-directed DNA methylation
Molecular function (GO): ATP binding; ATP-dependent chromatin remodeler activity
Source: RefSeq, a predicted model, not a curated record
AUGGAUUUCUCAAAGACUACAUUGUAUAAGCGAACACGGUCUUGUUUUGAUAAAUUUUACUUGGAGUAUAAUGAGAAAAAGGGUUAUAAGAGGGUUCGCAAAGAUGAAGGAAAUAGGGAGGAGGACAAGACUGGGAAAUCAAGUGAGCUGGGCUUAAAAAAGGUGAAAAUUGAAACUGAUGGUUUUUUUCGUAAGACGGAGACAAAUUUGGGGAAAGUUUCGAACAAGGAUGAUGAUGAUGAUGUGAAGUUGAUCAGUAAGAAGUGUGAGAGGAAACAAAUUCAGUCUGAUGUGGAACGGGUUUUUGUAAGUGCUAAAGGCAAAAAAAAGUUCGUUAAGGAUUCUGGUGCCGCGGCGAAUAGGGAUUGUUCAAGUGGGAAAAAGGGGUUGAGGGAAACUUUGAAAGGUGUUGGUAAGUGUUUGAGGACAAAUGAUGCUCAUUUGACAAAGAGUUGUGGGAGGGACGGCAAGAAAGAUGCUGAUGUAGGUUUCAGUGGCUGUGAGAUUGAUGUCGAAAGUGUAUUGUACUUGGGCGAUAAUGUAUCAUGUUUGGAUAAUUAUGAUCUGUCGCAUUGUUCUCGUGUGGAAAGCAAUGAGGUGAAGGUGAGUCCAGUUGUGGAGCUGGACUCGAUUUGGGUAGAUGAGGAUGGUGACGGUUCACAGACGUUUAAGUUGUCUGAUGACGAAAAAGAGGAUAAUUCUCAUCAGAAGACGGAGUCACAUGAAGAGAAUAAUAGCGUUGGAAAGGACAUGGAGCCAACUGAGGAUGAUGAUGAUGUCACAAUUGCUAGCUUGAGCUCUUCGAGUGAUAAUGAUGAAGAUGGGAGCGCCACGGAUGAUGAAGAUAGCGAUUAUGAUAAUAAUGAAGGGACGAAGAACAAGAAUGGUACUAUUGUUUUUGAGCCCGGGGUUCGUAAAAAGAAGCAUGAUGGUGGGAUUGAUAUUUUAGGGAAAGCUAAGGAGGAGGGUGCUUUAAAGAGAAGGAGGACUGACGACACUGAUGCUUUUGUGCCAUCAGUUGAUGAAAUGGGCAACCAAAAGGCUGCAGGGACGACGGCCACUAUUAGAAAGUAUGAUCAUCGGUUUGGAAAUGAAUUUGAUGUGUCUAAGAUUCUCACAGAUACUUUAAGAGAGGAUGGGGAUGGUGGAGAUAAGCUGCUCAGAAGUUAUAUGAUUUCUAAAGAGGAACCAGCUCUAGACUGCAGUAGUCCUCUAAAAGAAACCCCUGUUAAGAAAUUUGUUCGGUCACAUACGUUUAGAAUUAAACUCGACGAGGAAGAUAUAAUAAAGCCAGAAAGUGAGGUUGCAGUGGAUAAGCUUUUCGAGGAAAUGAACGUGAACUUACAGUAUUUAGAAAUGGGAUGCUCUAGCACUACUGCGGUUAAUUGUGCUGAUGACGACAAAGGAGUGGAUAAAACAAGGACCUCUUGUCGCGAAGGAAAACAUCGACUAACUCUUAAUGAAGAGUUUGGGAUUAUCUGUAGAUGUUGCUCUUAUGUUGAGAUGGAAAUAAGAGAUAUUUUACCUCCUCUGAGUAAAAAUGGGACGGGCGGGUUUGGCAGGCAUAGAUAUGAUGAUAGAACAGAGGACGGCAUGAAGUUUUCUGACCUUCCAGCCGCUAACUGCAGUGAUGCCAGAGGGACUAAGUAUGGCGAUAAAGGGACAGUUUGGGACUUGGUUCCCGGGGUUAAAGAAUCCAUGUAUCCACAUCAACGCGAGGGUUUUGAGUUCAUUUGGAAAAAAAUAGCUGGUGGUACCUACAUUGAUAAGUUGGAAAAACGUCUUCCUGUUGGUGGAAGUGGAUGCAUAAUCAACCAUGCCCCUGGAACUGGAAAAAGCCGGCUCACAAUCGUUUUUCUCCAGGCGUUUUUGAAAAUGUAUCCGGAUGCGAGGCCAGUGAUUGUCGCUCCUCGUUCUAUGCUGCUCACUUGGGAAGAAGAAUUUAAAAAAUGGAAUGUUGAUUUUCCGUUUUAUAACUUGAACAGUAACGAAUGUUCUGGACAGGAAGAUGCAGUGGCGUUAAAUGUUGUAAAACGAUUUGGGAAUGUAAGAAGUAUACAUUGUAACCGUUUGUUGAAGUUAUAUUCCUGGAAUAGAAAAUCAAGCGUUUUGGGGAUCACGUAUAGAUUGUUUGAAAUCCUAGCUGGUGAUGAAGAUGGCCGGAAGAGAAAAAAAGUGCCGUCGAGCAGUGAGAUGAAGGAAAUUCUGCUUCAAGUUCCUAGUCUUUUAGUACUUGAUGAAGGGCACACUCCCCGGAAUGAUGAAAGUCUUAUGUGGAAGGCGUUGCUAAACGGAAACACAAAUAGGAGAAUCAUUCUGUCUGGAACUCCCUUCCAGAACAAUUUCGAUGAGUUGUAUAAUACCCUCUGCUUGGUAAAUCCCUUACUACUGUCGUUCUUUGGGUUGUCGUCGACUUUAAGAAGGAAUCACAGGUCUGGCAAAAAGAAGGCAAGAGGGCAAUGGGAUUAUUCUAUCACAAGUAAUUCUUUCAAAAGGAGUCAACCGAAAAUCCAUGAAAUUAAAGCCAUGGUUGACCCUUUUGUCCAUGUGCAUAAGGGAACAAUUCUUCAAGAAACGCUUCCCGGUUUAAGGGAUGCUCUGGUUGUUUUAAAGCCCACUGAAAUGCAGCAAAUACUUCUUGGAAAGAUGUUUGUGGGAAAAUCGAAUCUAGAUAUGGACCAUGUUAGAUCAUUAGUAUCCAUUCAUCCUUCACUGCUCCCCACAAACUCUGUUGCUAACAAGGGUCGUUUAUUUAAAAUGCUUAAAGCGUCAAAAAACAACCCUAAUGCUGGAGUUAAGACUAAUUUCUUGAUGGAACUUAUUAAGCUCAGUGAAGCACUAAAUGAGAAGGUUUUAGUCUUUUGUCAGUUCAUCAAGCCAUUGAAAUUUUUAAAGAAACUUUUCAAAACUAACUUCAGCUGGGUUGAAGGAAGGGAUUUCUUGUACAUGGAUGGACAACAAGAAGAGAAGCGUAGACAAAACUCAAUUAGUACACUUAACGAUCCUAAAAGUGAAGUUAAGUUACUUCUUGCAUCUAUUAAGGCAUGUUCCGAAGGGAUUAAUUUGGUAGGCGCAUCAAGAGUUGUGUUGCUCGAUGUUCAAUGGAAUCCGUCUGUGGAGAGACAAGCUAUAAGCCGGGCAUACAGACUAGGUCAAAAGAAAGUUGUUUAUAUUUACCAUCUUGUAACAGGAUCAAUGGAGGGUGAUAAAUAUAUUAGGCAGGUUAAGAAGAGUCAUUUGUCAGAAUUGGUCUUUUCCUCCAAGAACAAAGAAGACGGUUCGGGUCAGCCUAAAAUAUCACAUCAUCUACAGUUUAUGAAGAUCGGAUUUUAG